UUUGCUCCAGCCUCAGCUAUCUGGGGUGCGAUCAGUAUAAAAGCCUGAGCUGGCUGGAAGCUGCUAAGCAUCCGCAACCUCACCAGCAAGAUGAAAGUGUUCGCGCCCACUCUCCUAGUGGCCAUUUUCUUGGCCUCCUCAAACGCCGUCUGCAUUCCAGGCCAAGUUUCCAACGUGGUUCUCAGCUCCAACUACAGCCUGUCUUGGUCGGAGGCCUCAAAUCCCAACAACUGCACCAUCAACAACUACGUAGUUGAAGUGCUGGACACUGAGGACAGCACCAUUUUCCAGGUGCAAACAGUCACAAAUAUCCUGCAUUACAACUUCAACUUCCUGGACAUGUGCAAGAGUUACUCCUUCAACGUGCACGCUUUGACCAGCGAGUUUGUCUUGGGGCCUGCGGACAGCUACAGCGCCACCACAGAACCUCUGGAUAGUGCGAAUCUAACACUGGCCUACGUGGAACUGGAUGAAAAUGAGGGCAGCGAUGAUGCAAUAGAGAUCAGCUGGGACUUGGCAAGUGAUGAGGCCAGCAGAUGCGUUACCUCUUAUCGCGUAGUCUACUGGGACGAAAGGAACAACGCGCAAGAGGACUUCGUCACCUCGAAGUCCUUCGCGUUUGAGGAGGAAGCCGCCUGCAGGAACUACACGGUGCAAGUGAGCGCCAUCAUCGGCAACCCCAACAUUGAAGGCCCGCGCUUGACCACAGAAUUUCCUGGGCACAGCAAAGUCCCAGAGGUGCCCACUUCGAUAGAUGUUUCCACAACACCCGACUCUGUGACAAUGAUAUGGAAGGUGGAGUCCUACGAAACGAACCUUUGCACCAUGUUGGCCCUCAACGUCCGAACGCUUGGUGCCCCAAACGAUGAGACAGAUUUGCGAGUACUCAUCACGGAUGACGUUCUUAGGCCCGACGUGAUUGUUACUCUUACGGGGCUUUCACCUAACACUGUCUACACCAGCUACGUUAAUGCGGAAAAUGAGGCAGGAACCUCGAAGGAGGUCACCGUUAUCUUCCAAACUGAUGAUAUUGAGUAAAUGUACUACUAUUUGAACAUAUUUAUUUUCAGCUAAGUAUAUAUAAACUUCUUACUGCUACUUAUCUACGGGUUCUUAAAUCUAACAUCGUUAGAGUUUCUAACACUCUAUGUAACUUAAGAUAUGUCAUCGUAUAUAACUUAGUCGAAAUUAACCUAACUAACCUAAUCUAAACCUAAACCUAACAGCCUCUCUUGCUUCCUAUAACUAACUUAGAGUUAGCCCAUAGUCCUCGAUGUGGUGAGUAAACGUAGACUGGUGUAGAGGCUUAAGUGUUUGGGAAAUAAAAAACAUCCUCAUAGA
Dendroctonus ponderosae (mountain pine beetle) is the source of this 1341-nucleotide messenger RNA. RefSeq lists its product as uncharacterized. Gene Ontology annotation, molecular function: protein binding. The coding region runs from base 91 to 1038 and encodes 315 amino acids. NCBI's taxonomy places the organism in Eukaryota, Metazoa, Arthropoda, Insecta, Coleoptera, Curculionidae. The record is from RefSeq and is a predicted model, not a curated record. The transcript is spliced from 5 exons.